AUGGUCAGUUUUGAUGUUCAGUCACUAUUCACAUGCCUACCUAUUGAAGACUGCAUCUCAAUUGUUACUAGAAAGCUAGAAGAUAACAACAUGCCUACAGAAUAUGCAGUAUUACUCAAACACUGCCUCACAUCUGGCUAUUUAUUGUGGAAAGAAGAGUUCUACAUGCAAGUAGAUGGAGUGGCAAUGGGCUCACCUGUAUCUCCCGUAGUCGCCGACAUAUUCAUGGAGGACUUUGAGGAGAAAGCCCUUCUUACUGCUCCUGUAAAUCCAAGAUUCUACAAGCGGUACGUAGACGAUACUUUCACAAUUUUACCAUCUGACAAAGUAACUGCAUUUUUAAACCACCUUAAUUCCAUAAACCCUAAAAUACAAUUCACAAUGGAGUUAGAGGCAAACAAUACUUUAGCUUUUCUAGAUGUUUUAGUCAUCCGAAAUCCUGAUAACACUAUUGGUCAUACUGUGUACAGAAAAAAUACCCAUACCAACCGAUAUUUAAAUGGUGAAUCUCACCAUCAUCCUUCACAGUUAGCUACCGUGGGAAAAUCUUUGUUUCAGAGAGCACGAGGGAUCUGUGACAGAAAACAUCUGGCCGCCGAGCUUCAGCACGUCGAGCAAGUACUGCAAGACAACAAGCUUCGGGUCCCGCGCCUACGUCACACAGGUAGAGAGUUGCGGAGAGUACGGACUCCUGAGGAACUGCUGCGUUUGUCGCGAUAG
Molecule: messenger RNA, 720 nt
Organism: Parnassius mnemosyne (clouded apollo)
Lineage: Eukaryota; Metazoa; Arthropoda; Insecta; Lepidoptera; Papilionidae
Source: the annotation of a GenBank genome assembly